Molecule: messenger RNA, 1640 nt
Organism: Paramecium pentaurelia
Lineage: Eukaryota; Ciliophora; Oligohymenophorea; Peniculida; Parameciidae
Source: the annotation of a GenBank genome assembly
AUGUAAUAAACAGGAGGACAUUAAGACAUCUUAGGAGCUCUAUUAAAUGACUCAUAUAAAUUAGUAAUGACUUAUUCUUUUUUCUAAAACAAAAUGGAAAAUGAUUAGACAGCUUUUGAAUUAAUAUUUAGGAAAUGUCCAUUUGGAGGCCAAUAUGUCAUCUUUGCUGGUUUAAAUGAAGUUGUACGUUAUAUUAAGAAUUUCAAAUUUACAGAUGAAGAAAUUGAAUAUGUGAAAAAGAAGUAUGUAUAAAGAUAUGAUAAUUUUUUAAAAGUAUUUUGCCAUCAGAUGCUAACCCGAAAUUUUUUGAAUAUCUUAAGAAUUUAGAUUCUUCUUAAAUUAUAAUUAGAGCAAUGCCUGAAGGAUCAAUUUGUUUUCCUAAAGAACCUUUAAUUAGUAUAGAAGGACCACAAGGUAUAUGUUAACUCAUAGAAACAGCAGUCAGUAUUAAAGAUUAAUAAAUUUUUAGUUAAUUUGGUUUCAUUUCCAUCUUUAAUAGCUACAAAUGCAAGUAGAAUGAGAUAAUUGGCAGGUUAAGCACAUUUACUAGAAUUUGGAUUAAGAAGAGCAUAGGGACCUGAUGGAGGUAUGAGUGCAACUCAAUAUUCAUUUUUGGGUGGAUUUGAUGGUACAAGUAAUAUGAUGGCUGGAUUAAAAUUGGGAAUACCAGUAUCAGGUACAAUAGCACAUUCAUUUGUAACAUCCUUUUCUGAAUUGAAUGAUGUUGAAUCUGCAGAAUUAAAUGGUAUAAAUAUAAAGUUGAGAGCAAUUGAAUAUCAUAAGAAAAUGGGAGUUAAAACAAAUUAAGGUGAAUUAGCAUCAUUUAUAGCUUAUGCUUAAUCUUGUUCAAAUAAUUUCUUAUGUUUGGUGGACACUUAUCAUACAUUAAAAUCUGGAGUUCCAAAUUUUUUGGCUGUAGCAUUUGCUUUAGAUGAUGCUGGAAUAAAAGCUAAAGGAAUUCGUUUAGAUUCUGGAGACUUAGCAUAAUUAUCAAUGUAAUUUAAAUAUAAUAAAUAAUUAGAUAAGCAAAAGAAUUAUUUAAAUAAUAUGGAGAUUAAUUUUAGAAAGAUAUUAGUCAUCUUAAAGUAGCUGCAUCAAAUGAUAUUAAUGAAGAAGCACUUAUAUAAUUUAAUAAGAAAGGACAUAAAAUAGAUAUAUUUGGAAUAGGAACUCAUUUAGUGACAUGUUAAAAAUAGCCUGCAUUAGGUCUUGUUUAUAAAUUAGUAGAAUGUAAAAAUUAGAUUGUAAUGAAAUUGUCUGAAGAAUAUGAUAAAACUACUUUUCCAGGUUAAAAGAAUGUAUAUAGGGUUUAUACAAAAAGUGAUUAAUGUGUAGAUAUUAUCACAUCAAUAAAUUAUUUACCAGAGAAUAAUGAAUUUAAAUGCAUUGAUCACAUAAGCAAAUAGCGUUAUCACAUAAAACCAACUUUUAUUGAAAAUUUAUUAUAAACUGUUGAUUAUGAUUAUGUUCCUGAUUUGAUGACAGCUAAAAAAUAUUGUACAAAAUAAAUGAAAGAGUUUAAUACUAAAGUAACAAGACUUGAUAAUCCAUAAAAACAUUUAGUUUUGAUGUCAAUAGAGUAUUAUAAAAUGUUCUAAUCUAAAUAUGAUGAAAUUGCUAUUGAGGAAGUUAUUGAAUGA